AUGUUGCGAGUCCUCCUCUUGGUCCUGUCUCUGAUGUACUGCGGAACUGCCGCGCCCAGCGCACUCGGGGUACGGACCAGAGGUGAUGGCCGAAUAAUCGGGGGAACCCCCGCCGACAUCGCCGACUACCCGUGGAUGGCCUCCUUCCAGAGAGUGGGUUGGCACUACUGCGGGGCUUCCAUCAUCAGCAGUAACUGGGUGCUGACAGCUGGCCACUGCCUGCAGGGGCUGAACAUCGCCAUAGUUUCUGUCAGAGCAGGCACGUCGAUCCGCGAGAGCGGUGGUGUCGUCCUCAUGGCUUCGAGCGGUGCUGUGCACGAAUCCUUCUCCACGUUAACAGCCGACUAUGAUAUUGGGGUUAUACAGGUGGAUGGAUCUUUCCCCAUCGGCAGUAACGUGGAGGUCGUUGACCUCCCGGCUCAAGGCUACGACCCACCGGGAGGCCUCGCUGUUACCGUUACCGGCUGGGGCAGCACAGCAAACGUAGGUCCCUCGGCCUCCUCCCUGUUGAAGGUCGACAUCAGCGUCAUCGACCGCGCCAGCUGCGUGGCCAGGUUUGAAGCUACAGACCGUAUGAUCUGCGCCGGCGAGGCCGGCAAGAGCACCUGCAGCGGAGACUCGGGUGGUCCGCUGGUUAGCGGCACCACGCAAGUCGGCAUCGUCUCCUGGGGCAGGGACAACUGCGAGACCGACGGUGGCGUGGAUGGAUCUUUUCCGAUUGGCAAUAACGCAGACAUAGUUGGCCUUCCUGCCGAAGGCUAUGACCCACCAGGUGGCCUCGCAACCACCGUUACUGGAUGGGGCAACACGGUCCCCGGAGAGCCGUCGCCCUCUUCCCUGCAGAACGUCGACAUUAGUGUCACUGAUCGCGCCACCUGCGUGUCCAAGUAUGGGCUGACAGACCGCAUGAUUUGUGCCGGCGGGGAGGGCAAGAGCACCCGCAACAGCGACUCCGGUGGCCCCCUGGUUCGUGGCACCACGCAAGUCGGCAUCGUCUCCUGGGGCAGGGAAUAUUGCAAGACCGAUGGUGGCGUGUACACCAACGUUGGAAACCUCCGCUCGUGGAUUACAGCAGUUGCUGUUAUCUAA
Schistocerca serialis cubense is the source of this 1089-nucleotide messenger RNA. RefSeq names its product trypsin alpha-4-like. The record is from RefSeq and is a predicted model, not a curated record. Lineage: Eukaryota; Metazoa; Arthropoda; Insecta; Orthoptera; Acrididae. Gene Ontology annotation, molecular function: serine-type endopeptidase activity. The coding region runs from base 1 to 1089 and encodes 362 amino acids. The transcript has 3 exons. Gene Ontology annotation, biological process: proteolysis.